AUGUUUCGUUGUGUGUUCUUGGGAAUUUUGUUUGCGGCAUUGGGUGGUGCUUCUGCGCACUCAUACCACCUAGGAGCAUGCCCUGUGGUGGAACCGAUGCCGGGCUUUGAAAUGAAUAAGCUGUUAGGUGUAUGGUAUGUGAUACAGAAGACGUCGACCGCCUCACACUGCAUCACGUACAACUUUACCAAGACGCAGGAGCCGGGAAAAUACGAACUGGAGCAGGUUUCCCAGCACUUCAUCCUGGGCUUGACACCUCUGAAACACGACUAUAGAUACACUGGCAUCUUGACUGUGCCCGAUCCAGCUGUACCUGCUAGGAUGAAAAUUCGCUUCCCGCUAAGUGUCGCCGGCUCCGCGAGCUAUACAGUGAUAGCGACUGAUUACAACACAUACGCGGCCAUAUUCACGUGUCAGAAACUCGCGUUCGCGCACCGCCGCUCCGCUACCAUCCUCUCCCGGAGCAAAGAGCUCGACAGGAUGUUCGUUGACAAGAUGCGCACGAAGCUGUCCUCCUUCGGAGUGGACCCCUACGACUUGUCAAUCAUCUCCCAGAGCGGCUGUCCCCAACACGCUAACGGCACCGGCGUAAACAUCAACAUCGACCCGGACACCUUCUCCUCGCACAACAUUGGGGAAGCUGUAAGGAAGACUGGCGGUGCUAUCGCCGAUGGAGUGGAGUAUGUGGUAGAAGCCGGCAAGAAGGUGUACCACAAAGUGGCGAGCAGUAAGGAGGACCUCACCGAGACACCGGCGCGCGGAUACGAACGCAACCUGGAUGCCGACGCCGAAUGGCUGCCUUGA
Molecule: messenger RNA, 804 nt
Organism: Chilo suppressalis (striped riceborer)
Lineage: Eukaryota; Metazoa; Arthropoda; Insecta; Lepidoptera; Crambidae
Source: the annotation of a GenBank genome assembly